GCCAUGAAUCCACUUCUGAUCCUCGCCCUCGUGGGGGCUGCUGUCGCUUUCCCCAAGGAUGACGACGACGACAAGAUCGUCGGGGGCUACACCUGCGAGAGGAACUCCGUCCCCUACCAGGUGUCCCUGAACUCUGGCUACCACUUCUGUGGCGGCUCCCUCAUCAACGACCAGUGGGUGGUGUCCGCAGCUCACUGCUACAAGUCCCGCAUCCAAGUGAGGCUGGGAGAAUACAACAUCGAUGUCGAGGAGGGGGAUGAGCAGUUCAUCAACUCCGCCAAGGUCAUCCGCCACCCCGACUAUGACAGCUGGGUCCUGGACAAUGACAUCAUGCUGAUCAAGCUCUCCUCGCCUGCAGUCAUCAGUAGCCGGGUGUCCGCUAUCGCCCUGCCCACUGCCUGUGCGCCCGCUGGCACCCAGUGCCUCAUCUCUGGCUGGGGCAACACCCUGAGCUCUGGUGUCAACUACCCUGAGCUGCUGCAGUGCCUGGACGCCCCGCUGCUGUCCCAGGAACAGUGUGAAGCCUCGUACCCCGGACAGAUCACCGACAACAUGGUCUGCGCCGGCUUCCUCGAGGGCGGCAAGGAUUCCUGCCAGGGUGACUCCGGUGGCCCCGUGGUCUGCAAUGGAGAGCUCCAGGGAAUUGUCUCCUGGGGCUAUGGCUGUGCCCAGAAGAACAGGCCCGGCGUAUACACCAGGGUCUGCAACUUCGUGGACUGGAUUCAGGAGACCAUAGCCAAGAACAGCUGAAGCUCCUGCCCGUCCCUCUGCCACCCCUGUGCUAAUAAUAAAGCGACUCUGAUUCAGCCA
This is a messenger RNA of Phyllostomus discolor (pale spear-nosed bat), 810 nucleotides long. RefSeq names its product anionic trypsin. Gene Ontology annotation, biological process: proteolysis. The transcript is spliced from 5 exons. Gene Ontology annotation, molecular function: serine-type endopeptidase activity. Lineage: Eukaryota; Metazoa; Chordata; Mammalia; Chiroptera; Phyllostomidae. The coding region runs from base 4 to 750 and encodes 248 amino acids. The record is from RefSeq and is a predicted model, not a curated record.